AUGGGCAACGAAGUCAGCCAGUUGCCGGCCGACGCGGGACUCGGCCCUUUGGCACGAAGGGAUUCGGGCUUUCGAGACGACCAAUACGUGCCCGUCCGUCGACCCAGUCAGCUCGGCCUCGGGCCUGGCUCGUGUGCCUCUGAGACGACCGGUCUCCAAGCGCCCAGGCGUCAAGGCCACAGUCAACCACCGCGGCGGCCUCACGAGGCUUCUGCCCUCGGCAACGCGUCUGGAAGGAUCCCAGAGACCGGCAAAUGGCCAACACAAUCGCCGCACUCCUUCCCUCCUUCCGUGCAGACCAUCGCUGUUGACGCCUCUUGCGGACUCGUCUCUGCCGAAGCCGGCGAGGACAGCCGCGGCUCGACCUCCUCUUCGGCCAGUCUGCUCGGCCUGUUGAAACGCUCGAUCGGCUCUGCGGUGUCGGGCGCGCUGUCCGGGGCGAAAGAGACCCACGACGGACACGAAAUGGGCUCAGGACAGACCUGGGAGACGGAUUGUCCGAAACGUGGCUUCCCGGACGAGGGUCUCAGUGAAGAGGAGGAUCUGCGAGAGGCGGCAGACGAUGAAUUCAGCGAACAGCCAACGCACGAAGAGGAGGAGGAGGGAGAUGAGGAAGAGGAGGAAGGCGAGGCAAGCAAGACAAGCAGGCGGUAUACCUUCGAGGAGGGAGCCAGUGCCAGCUCAAAAGACAAACACGACUGGGGGUCGCGAUGUCGAAUACGCAUGCCACCAGAGCGGAGGAUACCGGAAUGGCUGAGAAGCCAGCCGGUCAGUCGUUCGCGUCUGUUGGAGCCCGACCUCUCACAGCUGACGGAAGAGGAGCGCCAGCACAUCGCCGGAGUGCUUUCUCGAGUCCGCAAGCUCGAGCAGGCCGAAGGUGACCGACUAAGGUGGGUUUCGUUGUUUCCUUACCUCCAAUUCAUUAAUAACGUUCUCCAGGGUUUACAGGGACAGAUAGCAAUUAGAAUCAUGCUUAAUGCUGCAUUGGAAUUAACUGCGACGAGCUGA
Molecule: messenger RNA, 1008 nt
Organism: Protopolystoma xenopodis
Lineage: Eukaryota; Metazoa; Platyhelminthes; Monogenea; Polystomatidea; Polystomatidae
Source: the annotation of a GenBank genome assembly